Messenger RNA from Drosophila grimshawi, 4076 nucleotides. RefSeq names its product trichohyalin. Lineage: Eukaryota; Metazoa; Arthropoda; Insecta; Diptera; Drosophilidae. The coding region runs from base 94 to 3816 and encodes 1240 amino acids. The transcript has 2 exons. The record is from RefSeq and is a predicted model, not a curated record.
ACUGGUAAUACAGAGUUUAAUCGAAUUGCGAGACCGUUGCUAAUAAACUGUAGCUGGAAAACGCAUUUGCUUGGGAGUAUCACUAACACCGAGAUGGCCGCAAAUCGACAAUGGAUCAGGCUCAAUAUCCUCAUACUGCUUACGCAGUUGGUCUGGUUCGGCUUCGUGCACGCUGACAGUCAGACUUGCGACAGUCGUGUCCAGCAGUGUCCUUUGGGCUCGCUGGAUCGGUUGAUGGAAGACCGCCGAGGCGAGCUGGAAGAUUAUGAUGAACAUCUUGUGUACAGACAAAUGGUUGAGCGGAAUGACAAACUUGAGCACAGGCGCUUAACGCGAGAAGAUAACCGACAAAUCGAACGUGCUUCUGGGCGCGAGGAGAAUGACUUGUUACGAAAACUCGAGCGAGACGAGAGGCAAGUCAAUCGCAGAGAAGCUCGACGAGUUGAUCUCUCUCGCCGAGAUGAUCUUCGACAUGAGGAACGCGAUAAUCGUCGACGGGAGGAUCGAGAGGAGCUCCAGCGAGAGGAACGCGAAGACUUACAACGUGAGGAACGCGAUGACCGCCGACGAGAGGAACACGAUAGCCGCCGACGAGAGGAACGCGAUGAUUUGCAACGUGAGGAACGAGAUGUGUCUCGAAGGGAAAAUCGUGAACACAGCGGACGUGUGGAUGUAGAGCGUAUGCAAAGUCGUCUGGGCAGGCAAAUGAAUCGCGAACGUGAUUCGCAGCUUAAUACUCACAAUGCUUAUCGCGGGGAUAUGCGGCGAGAUGAUCUCUCCCGACGCAUUGAUCUACGAUUAGUUGAACGCGAUGAUCGCCGACAUGAGGACCGAGACGAACAUCGACGUGAGGACCGAGAAGGACUCCGACGAGAGGAACGCGAUGAUUUGCAACGAGAGCAACGAGAUAUAUCUCCAAGACAAGAACGUAAUGGCCAUCAACGUGUAGAUGCGGAGCGUAUGGAAAUACGCGUAAGUCGGGAGAGCUUGCGAAGGGCGGAUAAUAACCUAUCUCGAACACAGGAACGUGAAGAUCGACGCGCUGAUCGCUCAUUGCGUGAGGAACGUGAUGACAGCCGACGGGAGGAGCAAGACGAUCUCCGCCGUGAAGAGCGAGACAAUCUCCGACAAGUGGAGCGAAGCGAUCUCCGACGAGAGGACCGAGCUAGUAUCCAACGAGAAGAACGAGAUGAUUCUCGAAGACAGGAGCGUGAAGACUCUCUAUCAAGACGAGAGAAUCGCGUUAAUAAUUUACAUGAGGCGCGAGACAAUCUCCGCCGAGAGGAGCGAGACAAUCUCCGACAGGUGGAGCAAACCGAUCUCCGACGAGAGGACCGAGCAAGUAUCCGACGAGAAGAACGAGAUGAUUCUCGAAGACAGGAGCGUGAUAAUAAUUUACAUGAGGCGCGAGACAGUCCCCGACGAGAAGAGCGAGACAGUCUCCAGCGAGAGGAGCGAGACAAUCUCCGUCAAGUGGAGCGAACCGAUGUCCGACGAGAGGACCGAGCUAGUCUCCGACGAGAAGACUCUCUAUCAAGACGAGAGGAUCGCGUUAAUAAUUUACACGAGGCGCGAGACAGUCACCGACGAGAAGAGCGAGACAAUCUCCGCCGAGAAGAGCGAGACAAUCUCCGACAAGUGGAGCGAACCGAUAUCCGACGAGAGGACCGAGCUAGUCUCCGACGAGAAGAACGAGAUGAUUCUCGAAGGCAGGAACGUGAAGACUCUCUAUCAAGACGAGAGGAUCGCGUUAAUAAUUUACAUGAGGCGCGAGACAAUCACCGACGAGAAGAGCGAGACAAUCUCCGCCAAGAACAGCGAGACAAUCUCCGACAAGUGGAGCGAACCGAUCUCCGACGAGAGGACCGAGCUAGUCUCCGACGAGAAGAACGAGAUGAUUCUCGAAGGCAGGAACGUGAAGACUCUCUAUCAAGACGAGAGAAUCGCGUUAAUAAUCUCCGACGUGAAGAGCGCGACAAUCUCCACCGAGAUGAGCGAGACAAUCUCCGUCAAGUGGAGCGAACCGAUGUCCGACGAGAGGACCGAGCUAGUCUCCGACGAGAAGACUCUCCAUCAAGACGAGAGGAUCACGUUAAUAAUUUACAUGAGGCGCGAGACAAUCUCCGACGAGAAGAGCGAGACAAUCUCCGCCGAGAGGAGCGAGACGAUCUCCGUCAAGUGGAGCGAACCGAUCUCCGACGAGAGGACCGAGCUAGUCUCCGACGAGAAGAACGAGAUGAUUCUCGAAGACAGGAGCGUGAAGGCUCUCUAUCAAGACGAGAAGAUCACGUUAAUAAUUUACAUGAGGCGCGAGACAAUCACCGACGAGAAGAGCGAGACAAUCUACGCCGAGAGGAGCGAGACAAUCUCCGACAGGUGGAGCGAACCGAUCUCCGACGAGAGGACCGAGCAAGUAUCCGACGAGAAGAACGAGACAAUCUCCGUCAAGUGGAGCGAACCGAUCUCCGACGAGAGGACCCAGCUAGUCUCCGACGAGAAGAACGAGAUGUUUCUCGAAGACAGGAGCGUGAAGAACGCCAACUUUUGGAUGUCGAGCGAAUGGAUAAUCGGCUGGACGGAGAGGAAAGAGACCUUACCCGAAGACUGCAACGAGAAGUUGAAGAGCGCUCAACUGCUCGCCAUCACAAACAAGUUGAUCGAGACGAUCUAAAACGAGGACAGCGAGGCACUCUUCGGCGGAAUCAACAAGGUGAUUUCCGACGUGAGGAACGAGAAGAUCUGCAACGGCAGGAACGUGAUUAUCUACGACGUGAGGUGCGCGUUGACCGAGAAAGAGAUAGUCCUCGCCGAGAGGAACGUGUCAAUCAUCGGCAUGAGGAAAGAGAUAUAUCUCGAAGUCAGGAACGUGAAGACAGCCGCGGAAUGGAAGUGGAGCAAAUAAACAGACGACAAAAUAGGGAGGAAAUGCGGCGGGAGUCAAGAGACUUGACCAGAAGACAAGAAGGAGAAGAUUUUCUUAAUGGUAGAUUAGAAAAUCGUAUGGAAGUUCGUCGCAUUGAUCUAACGCAAAACGAACGAGAUUCAUCUCAACGACAGGAGAGUGAAAACCACUCUCGUGUGGGUAUGGAGCGAAGGGUGGCGAAUGAUUUGACACGAAGACAAGUACGAGAAGAUCGCGUUCGCUUAGAUAGUCGUAAUGUAAAUCGCAUGGAAGUACGAGGAGACAAUCUCGUCCGAAGUGAGGGACGCAAUGCUCGCCGACGUGAGGAACGAGACGACCUCAGGCGUGAGGAUCGAAAUGAAAUCCGACAGGAGGAACGAGACCUAUCUCGAAGACAGGAGCGUGAGGAUCGCUAUCGUCUGAAUACAGAGCGAGUAAAUCGUAAGGAGAAUGAACUGUCCCGACUACAGGAACGGGAAGUCCGUGAGCGCACAGACAAUCGUAAUGACAAUCGUUUGGAAGAGAAGCGGGACAGUCUUUCACGAAAUGUGGAUCGUGAUGAAAGCCGACGAGAGCGAUAUACUGAUCUCCGACGAGAAGAUCCACGACAGGAGGAACGACGGCAGGAGCGAGAACAGGAAGUCGAUCGGAAGUUGACUACCCAGCGAAGACAGGAACGAGAUUUGUCGCUAAUGUAUUUAGACGAGAGUCUGGAAAACCAAAUGCACACCACCCAGAAAAAGGCAAUUAGUUGGUUAAGCAAUAACUACUGCCAACAAGGACUUUUGGUUACUGGCCAGGCGCUGAUUCUGUUACUACUAUAUACCAAGUUGAACAGCAGCCGCAAAGGAUUCGAUCUUGGGAAUAAGCUUGGUGAUCAUAUCCAGAGCUUUCUACAUCCAAUCGACUGUUAGGAUUUCUAAGACAAGGCUUUACCUGAUAACCGGAUAACCUGAAACGCAUAAGUACCUAAUAAAUCGCUAAAUCCUAUUAUAUGGACCAUAUGUCCCUUAUCGUACAACAUAGAGAGCAACGAGUUUAACGCAGAGAGUGGAUCUGAGAUGUGGCUACAAAUGCAUUGUACAAUUUAAUCCAAACGUUAUUGUAACUAAAAACUACACGAAACUAGCAACCAACAAAUAUAAGUUAUACAUAGUUGAGCAUAUGCAGCCGA